This is a messenger RNA of Sphaeroforma arctica JP610, 266 nucleotides long. RefSeq lists its product as hypothetical. The annotation marks the transcript as partial. The transcript has a single exon. Lineage: Eukaryota; Ichthyosporea; Ichthyophonida. The record is from RefSeq and is a predicted model, not a curated record.
AUAAAUGUCAGAGAAGCGCCGCAAACACAAAAGAGGAGUCCAAAGACAAAGACAACAAUACCAAAAGCCCAUCUACAACAGCACCUGCUGUUGAGCCAGAGAAAAGAUUGCGCAAUUUGCAAAAGAAGCUGAGGCAAUCACUAGAAUUAGAGGCGAAAGUCACAGCGGGAGAUCUAGAACCACAUAGUGAACAACUAGAGAAAAUCAAGAACAUACCCAUGCUUCGGGCCGAAAUUUCAGAUUUAGAAAGCUCCGUGAAGAAGUAG